AUGUAUAUUGAGAGGUUGUUUUAAUAUUUUCUUGAAAUCGGACAUAAGGCUACAAUUCACUAGUGCCGGACUAAGAGGGCCUCUUUGACAAAAUUCCUUAAUAGAAGUCCAUUGCGCCAAACAGUUCACCAGACUAGUAACCCACCGCCCAUGGCGAAUUGAAAGGGGAGCCAAAUUUCUAUUCAGAAUGGCCGACAAAGAUGCUUAUGUUAACGAUGGGGGUCACAAGGUGCAAGUUAGCCCCGCCUCCGCCAGUAUCGAGGAUGACCUGAAACUCAUUCGGGACGCUGCCCGUUCGCUGCCGCCAGAGGCCUUGAAAGACUUAUUGUCCAACGGAGUAUGUGGGCGAUGCAUCUUCUGGCUAUUCAGUAUUCACCGGCACAUCCUUCAUUGUCCUUCGAUUUCCAGCUCGGUUCUGAGUGCAAUUCUUCGGGAAUCAGCAGAAACCGAGGGAGAUGUAGCCGAUCAUCCAAAUAAUCUGAAUUCUGUUGAAGAAUUCGAGGAAGUUGAAGUUUGUAAAAACUGUCUCGGCAUCAUGCAGUUUGUCUACCGCGAUGCCAAGGAAAUGUUGGCAAAAAAAGCUUCUGCUAUCGAUUUUGCCACAACAAUUGCCGAUGUUGUAAAGCUAGAGUGCCAUCAAAUUGAAAAUUUCUCUCUUGAACUGUCACUGCCCUCAAUUAUUGUGGAUAAUGAAGAAGCAAUUUGGUUGUAUAUGAAAAAGACAUACGAGUCCAAACCCUGGUACCGUGAAAAGUUUCCAUCUCGAAGCAUCACCAUUAAAGAAUUUUUAAGAUUGUCCCUGACACAUCCUCUUGAAAUUUUGUUGGAUGUGAAAUCUAAUCCAAGCUCUUUCCAUAUUCGUUUGACGUACAAACUCUCUGAUGCAUCACAAAAUGGGCAGCUUAUUAGCAAGGGGAAUGAAUGCAAUAAGAGAAGAAAAAUAGAUGACAAUGAUGACUUGAAGAAGCAUGCUAAUGUUCAUAAAGUUGAAGAACAUGAAGAACGUAAAAAUUCUUCAAAUGAGUUGGGUGAUCACAAGCUUGGUUGCUUAACAUUCUCUCUGGAGAAGGUCAGUCGAUGCUGCUCCUUGAUCAUCCAGUGCUACAGAAAUUCUAUCUACAUUGGUGGGAGAUAUCUUAAGUACUCGAGAAAAGUCAGCCAGACACGUUGGAUUAUUGAUGAUGAAAGGAUGGGAGAAGCAUCUGUCGAGGAAAUUGUUGGAGGCACCAUCCUUCCCAUAUGCCAGGGUGACAGUUAUAAAUUUCAUGCUGCAGGCAGAGAGGAUAUUGAUGUUCGGAUGCUGGGUACUGGGCGGCCUUUUCUGGUUGAGAUCCAAAAUGCACGCCAAGUUCUUUCCGAGGCGCUAAUAAAAGAUAUAGAAACAAAAAUAAAUAGCACAGAAACCAAAUAUGUUAGGGUAAAGAAUCUCAAGGAAUCUGGUAGUCAGGGGUGGGCACUGAUGCACGAAGGAGAAGCAGAGAAGCAGAAGCAGUACGUUGCAGUUGUUUGGAUUUCUCGUCCACUUGAUGACAAUGAUGUGGAGACACGACUGUUUCUUGACCAGGCUGGAACAUACAUCAAGGAAUUUGUUCACGGGGAUCUUGGACGCACACAUCCUAGUAUUGGUUCGAUUCUCGGAUGCAGAGCAGAGAUAUUGCAACUUGAUGUGACAGAUGUGAAGAUGGACUCCUUCCAGAUUUAAACUUGGCCACUUCGUGCUUCUGUCUUGAGAUGAAGACCUUGUUUCCUUGCUAUUUUUUUUUUUUUUUUGAUGACUCAGGUGUCCGAGUUUUGCCUGACUAAUCUUAAGGAGUGACGGUCUUCCCCCCUACCUUGUUUCCAUUCUUUUUUUGAAUUGAGUUUGUUCUUUCACUAUUAAAA
This is a messenger RNA of Olea europaea var. sylvestris, 1881 nucleotides long. Its product is annotated as putative tRNA pseudouridine synthase Pus10. The transcript has 13 exons. Gene Ontology annotation, molecular function: pseudouridine synthase activity; RNA binding. The record is from RefSeq and is a predicted model, not a curated record. Bases 188 to 1702 code for a protein of 504 amino acids. Lineage: Eukaryota; Viridiplantae; Streptophyta; Magnoliopsida; Lamiales; Oleaceae. Gene Ontology annotation, biological process: tRNA pseudouridine synthesis.